This is a messenger RNA of Pezoporus occidentalis (night parrot), 3029 nucleotides long. RefSeq names its product THADA armadillo repeat containing (gene THADA). Gene Ontology annotation, cellular component: cytosol. Lineage: Eukaryota; Metazoa; Chordata; Aves; Psittaciformes; Psittacidae. Gene Ontology annotation, biological process: tRNA methylation. The record is from RefSeq and is a predicted model, not a curated record.
AUGGUCCUGGGGUUUUCAAAGGCUGAAGAGCAAAACCUGGCAUCUCUACUUCUGCACUGCUCACAGCUGAGCAAUGGCAUCCAGCACAUCCAGUGUAUUGAAUAAAUUGUGCCAUUGGUGAAAAAGAUGGAUCAAACCUCUGCAUGUGAUCCCAUAGUUAAAGCUUGUUUGGGUAUUUUGGUAGAGACGUACUUUUCACUGGAGGUGAGGGAUCCCUUGAGAAAAGUGUUCACAAGAAGAAAGUCGAAUCAUAGAAAUAAGCUUUAUGCAUGGAGGAGCUGCUUGAAAAAUGAGAAAGGAGCAGCACUGUGUUCCGUUGGUCUUUUUGGAAGGUUUCUGGAAAAGUUGGCAGAAUAUAGUUUUCUGGAGAUAAUGAAGAAUGCUUUUUUUUUAAAUUAUGGAAACUGUAUUGUUCUGUCUCAGGUGAUGCACAACUUGCUGAUGGCCAUUAAAGUUUCAAUGGUGCUUGUACAGAAAUCACACUAAAGUGUCCAAGGAAGUCUGUGGAAACACCAUGAGUCUUUUGUAUGGCAAAGUAUGCGUAGUUUACUGAGAAGCUCCACAAACUUCCUAAUGGAUGGGAAGUUUAGUAAUAUUCAAACCCAUCAACUCCUGCAAACUGUUCAGGCUACCGCUGGACUGGCCAUUAUUCUGUUUACUAAAUCUAUGUGUGAGCCAGUUGAAGCCAGUUUACUUUAUAUGGUAAUGGGUGGGGUUUUUUUGCUAUUACAGGUCAGUGACUUGCUUCUUGGGUCAGUGAAACACGUGUGUGUGCCAGUGUGGUUUGUGAGUAGCUGUAGGACUUUGUGUAUGGAGGAACUCCCUCACUCGGUCUUCUUUCUUUCCCAUGGAGCACUGGCUAUGCUAGAAUGGAAGAAUAUCAGAAUGGAUGAAAAUGGAGUGAAACUAUUAUUAGAUAUCACAUCAGUCAUCCUUGAGAUAAAAGAAUCCAAUAUGACAAUACCUUUGUCUAAAAUCCUUGCUAUUUGGACUAAUUCAGCAUUGGCUGCUCGAGGCUCCUCAGAUCUAAAAAUCAAACUUAAUGGAAACUCUGUGAUUGGGAAGCUUCUGGAAUACAUUUAUACACACUGGGAACAACCUCUGGAUGCUGUUAGACACCAAACCAAAUUGAUGUUCAUGAAUCUUCUUCAGAAACACUGAACCACCAUUACUGGAUCUGGUGAAAAAUCACAUCCAUUCUUUGUAAGGCUGAUAAAGCAUUUACUAAGUUUGGAAUGGCAUGUCAAAGGAAAAUACACUUCUCCUGGCUGUCUUGUGGAGAGUGUGGGCACUGAAAAUAUACUACAAUUGGACAGAACAAUUCCAAUACAAAUCCUAGACAUGAUGAAUGAUCAGUCCCUUGCUAUCACUAUCCUAGAUAGUGAUUCUUAGGAUCACUGUCCUAGUGAUCUUUUGGAAACCAUGUUUAUAAAUCACAAAGCCCAUUUUACUUUGAGUUUUCAGGAAAGCAUUUGCACUGACCAGUGGCAUGACAUAUGGGUUUCUCUUCCAGUAAUAUUGUGUGAAGGGAACCAUGACCAAAGUACUUACAUGAUAGAUUACUAUUUACCAGAAUUGCUCAAACCUAGCCCUGACAGUCUCAGCUACAUGAUCAGCAUUCUUCAGGUUUCUGCAGAUGCUAAUCUAGGCUCUCGUAGUACUAGAGGAACUCUUGGAGCAUUAAUGGCAUGCCUAAGGACAGCCAGGGCUCACAGACACCUGGAACUUUCAAAUAUCAUGAGGAAUGGUUUCAUACCCACUGAAUGUAUAAAGCAGGUAGUUGUAGCUCAUCAGCACAAUCAGGUUUUCAUUGAUGCCAUAGGUUUACUAUGUGAAAACCAUUGUAGCACAGAAAUGGUGUCUGUGGAAGAAAUGCAACUGUGUCAGUUUUUCAUGAUGUACAACUUGAAGAGCCAGUCUCCUUCAGUAAGACAACGGAUAGUUUCUUUGCUGAGAAAGUUAUUUUGUUGGAUACAAGACGGCUCACAGGUGCUUUAUAAAUUGGAGCAAAAUAAAACCAAGCAAGAGUUACUUGAAAACUCAACUAAAAGGCGUGCUCUGGGGAUUUUGCAGCAAUAUAAAAUAAGUUAAACUGAUUUCAUGUCAUCUGUAUGUGGCAGACUUUUUGAGGUACUGUUUCCUGGUUCAUCACACCCAACCAGAUUUUCUGCACUAAAUAUUUUGGGAACAGCAGCAGAAAUAUUUUCUGUUCCAGAAGGCCAGGCACAAGUUCUUCAGUUGAAUCAGGAGAUUUAUUCUACUUGUGUCCAAACUUUGAUCCAGUGUUUUGCCAGUACUUUUGAGGAAGUUAAAGUUCCGGCAAGUGGGUUGUUGAUGAAACUACAUGAUGUUGCAUUUAAUUUAGAGUUAGUUAUCAAGCUUUUGCUGGUGAAUGCUGAAGAAGAAAUGUUUCAAGAUAGAAAGAAGUCUCUGCUCCAAGCAGCAGCAUCAUUCCUGAUGUAUGGGAAAGUGCAUUGUAUAACUGGGGCUUUGCAGCAAUUACCUUUUAAGUAGUUAACUUUGAUAUUGGUAGCUGAAUGGAAGGAAAUAGUGGCCAGACUCAUUAUAUUGUUCAAACUCUCUGCUGUAGUAGCACCAUUAGUGCAGAGCUCAUCACCAGAGGGGCUUAUUCUAGUGGAUACUUUCUUUUGUCCUUUACAUACCCAAAAUGAAUUACAUUUGUAUCGAGAGAUGGAAAUAAAACCCCAAAAUACCUUUAAUGUGUUGAAAGAACAUUGCAAAGUAUAGUCUGAAAAGCUGGCUGACCAUGUGCCAAUGGAAUAUACUUGCACAGAAAUGAGAGGUGAAGCUAAUGCUGCAAACGUCACAGCUGAAAUGGUUCUUGUGUGUUGCUGGAGAAGCAUGAAGGAAGUGUCUCUGCUCUUAGGGACACUGUGUUUGCCUUUACAGGCUACAUCUGAACCUUCAGAUGGGUUGAUUAUUGUGGGAAGCUAGAGAAGUAAUUUUUACUGUAAAACCUUCACUUUUUUAGAGUGGUGGAUGGGGGAAGGGCAGUUUUCUGAAACCUU